ACCCUCAACCCUUCUUCUUCAAGCUUCAUCAUCUCUUCUGUUUUGAUUCCUCUCCUUCUCCUUCUCCCUCUCCAUCCCCAAUUCCCUUUGUCUCCGAUUUUCCUCAUUUUCUCCGUUGAAGCUAAAGCUUCAAUUGGAGCCAAGCAGCGCCGGAAAUCCCCCGUCACAAGUCGAAAUUCUCAAUCCACCUUCCUUUGUUUUUCAUGUUUCUGGGAUUCCUUACUUAAUCGGAAUUGGGAGUUUGAGAUACGCUCUAUAAAUGGUGUUUCAAUCAAUCUCUGGAGAAGAGGCGCCGGAAAAAACAAUAACUAACCGGAACGAGAGAACACCACCACCAAUGACUUCUUCCACAAUGAAGUCACAGCCGCUCCAUAACUUCUCGUUACCUGAUUUGAAAUGGGCGAUGAACCACCCGAACACCAAUCGGUUCAGAAAGCUUACCAUUCAUGACACCGAUUCCGAUUCUGAGAGUCGGAGGAGGAAUCAAGCGGAGGUUGCGAAGUAUGCAGCCGCUUCCUCUUCGUCAGGGCACAGGAUGGAUAAUUUCGAGAAGAAGAAAGUGACCUAUGGCUCUGACUCUGUGGUGGAGAGCUCGGAGAAGAAAUCAACACCACCUGAUGGUAGAUCGAAGAUCUUGAUACGUUUGCGGACUAAGAGCCAGAAGCCUGCUGAGGAGGUUGCAGAUACUGGAGAUCAGAACUUCAAUGCUGAAGACACCGAUGAGUUCGUGGCUAAGACGUGGAAUCUGAGGCCGAGGAAGCCGAUUCCUAAGGCUCCGAAUGCUGGCGGUGGUGGAAUAAGGAUUGGUGGACCAGCCGUUCAGAGGCCAGAACCGACUCGUUCUAGGAAUCCAACCGAGGGGAAAGCUGCCGAGAAGAAGGAGAAGAAGCCGAAGUUCUCUAUUUCGCUGACAAGAGAGGAGAUUGAUGACGAUAUAUUCGCCAUGACUGGGUCCAGACCCUCUAGGAGGCCGAAGAAGAGAGCCAAGAAUGUCCAGAAACAGCUUGAUUGCUUAUUCCCUGGCUUGUGGUUGCCUUCCAUAACGCCUGAUUCAUACAAAGUUUCUGAUGCUCCUACAAAGAAGGGUAAGAAUUCUCUGCUUGCAGGGUUAGAUUAGACUGAUAACAUGCUGCAAAAGAGGGGAUUGGUGCUGAAUCUCUUGACAUGCAGUUGAAAUAAGAGCAUGUAGAGAUAAAAGGGUAACGAAUGUAUGUUUUUUGCGCCUUUUUCUCUAUUAUGUGAGGGGCUUAGUGGAAUGGUGAACAGUUAGAUUAUGAAUAAAUUAGAUUAUGAAUA
This is a messenger RNA of Rubroshorea leprosula, 1296 nucleotides long. Lineage: Eukaryota; Viridiplantae; Streptophyta; Magnoliopsida; Malvales; Dipterocarpaceae. The record is from the annotation of a GenBank genome assembly.